AUGAAUUGUGAAGGAAAAAAAAAUGUUUCAGAUAAAAAUUUUAAUGAAAAUAAUUCAAGUGAUGAAAUUGUUCGAAGAAAAUCAACUAAUUUAAUUGUUUGUUGUGAUCCAGAUAAUAUUAUAGAAACAAAACCAACAAAAACAUCCAAAAAAGCCGAAAAUGUAUUAAUUUUAGUUUCAAUGAUUACGAUUAUUUUUAUUGCACUUGAAUUUACUGGUGGAAUAAUUGCAAAUAGUUUAGCAAUCAUGACUGAUGCUUUUCAUAUGGUUUCAGAUUUAGCUGGUUUUCUUAUUUCAAUAAUAGCUCUUAGAAUGGCACGUAAAAAACCAACAGUUAAUUUUAGUUAUGGUUUUUAUAGAGCUGAAAUGAUUGGAGCAUUAGCAAGUGUUAUUUUAAUUUGGGUAUUGACAUUUUCAUUAUUAAUUACAGCAAUAAUCCGUAUUUAUAAUAAUGAUUAUGAAGUUGAUGCUGAUACAAUGUUAAUUACAGCAGGAGCAAGUGUUGUUUUUAAUGUUAUUAUGAUGUUAAUAUUACAUUUUGGUCAUCAAGCACAUUCUCAUUAUGGAAUUUCACAUGCCCAUAGUCAUGUAGAUAACACUAGUCAUUCACAUAACACAAAAAAUAAUAAUAUUCAUCCAUGUCAUAUGGAUGAACAUAGAAAUAGUAAAUCUGAAUUAACAACAAUUCAACCUUCAAAACAUAAUCAUCAUAAGCAUCAUAGAAAUAUUAAUGUUAGAGCAGCAUUAAUACAUGUAAUUGGAGAUUUAUUACAAUCUAUUGGUGUUGUUGUAGCAGGAUUAAUAAUAAAAUACACAGGAUGGGAAUUAGCUGAUCCUUUAUGUACAUUAACAUUUUCAAUUUUAGUUAUGCUAACCACAGUUCAUGUCAUAAAAGAUGUUUUAUCAAUUUUAAUGGAAGCAACACCAUUUCACAUUUCAUAUGAAACUGUUAAACUAACAUUACUUAACAUUGAUAAAGUAACAGGACUACAUUCACUUCGUCUUUGGUCUUUAUCAAUGGAAAAACAUUGUGCCUCUGUACAUUUAGAAAUAACAGAUGAUGCAAAUUUUGAAAUAAUUAUAUCUGAAGCAAACAAAAUUUUAAAAGAACAAUUUGGAUGUUUUUUUGUAUCAGUUCAAGUUAAUAAAACAAAAAUUGUAUAUGAAGAUGAUGAUGAUGAUGAGAUAAGUAGUAAAUCAUCUUCAAAUGUUAAUUCAAUUGCUGUUGUUUAA
Molecule: messenger RNA, 1233 nt
Organism: Strongyloides ratti
Lineage: Eukaryota; Metazoa; Nematoda; Chromadorea; Rhabditida; Strongyloididae
Product: Cation efflux protein family and Cation efflux protein transmembrane domain-containing protein
Exons: 3
Coding region: 1-1233 (410 amino acids)
Biological process (GO): zinc ion transmembrane transport; response to zinc ion
Cellular component (GO): plasma membrane
Molecular function (GO): zinc ion transmembrane transporter activity
Source: RefSeq, a predicted model, not a curated record